Molecule: messenger RNA, 3333 nt
Organism: Egretta garzetta (little egret)
Lineage: Eukaryota; Metazoa; Chordata; Aves; Pelecaniformes; Ardeidae
Gene: SANBR
Product: KIAA1841 ortholog
Exons: 20
Coding region: 1-2160 (719 amino acids)
Source: RefSeq, a predicted model, not a curated record
AUGAGUCGUGGAUUGUCAGAAAACAAUAACUUCCCAUAUGACAACAAUCAAAUGGUUUUGGAUAUGAUCCUGUGUUCCCUAAUCGGUGUUCCUCAGCCUAUCAACUGGGACAGUGUGGCAAGGCUAGUUCCAGGAUAUACAUCCAAAGAGUGUGCAAAAAGGUUUGAUGAACUAAAAAGCAGUGGAAGUUCACCUGUUGACAACCAGUAUAAUCCCCUGAUGGCCGCUGGUGGGAGUCCUGUGGAAACUUUAGCUACAUACAUCAAAUCCUCCUUGCUUGAUCCACAGACAGAGUUUCAGGAGCCUGCUAUUGGGCAGGAUUCCAUUUCUAUAACUGGAAGGCCCAGCGCAACCUCCACAAGGAAUUGUUCUUUGGAAUCUGAGAAAGAUCCUGUGCAUAAAGGUGGAGAAAGCACUGACGAAAGCCAGGGGCCAAACAUGGUGAUCCAUGUGUGUGAUGAAGCUAAAAAUCUCAAAGAAGACUUUGUUUGUCCUCGAGACCUUUUGGUUUUGGAAAUGAAAUACUUUGCUGAAUAUCUGUCGGUGGAUGCCCAGCGCUGGGAAGAGGUGGACAUUUCAGUGCACUGUGACGUUCACAUCUUUGACUGGUUGAUAAGAUAUGUUAAAAGGAACACUAAAGAUUCUGAAGCUAAUGAAAUGCCCGCUUUAGAACCAUCAAAUGUUAUAUCGAUUCUUAUUUCUUCUGAGUUUUUGAAGAUGGAUUCAUUAGUAGAAGAAUGCAUUCAGUAUUGUCACAAAAAUAUGAAUGCUAUUGUGGCCACGCCAUGUAACAUGAAUUGUAUCAAUGCUAAUCUUGUCACGCACAUUGCUGAUCUCUUCACACACAAUGAAGUGGAAGAGUUGAAGGACAAAAGGGACAAAUUUAAGAGUAAACUUUUCUGCAAGAAGAUUGAGAGGCUGUUUGAUCCAGAGUACCCAAAUCCAGAUUCUCGAGGAAAUGCAGCGACAUUAUACAGGUGUUGUUUAUGUAAAAAGAUGCUAACUAAAGAAACUGAAAGAAGAAUUCCUUGUGUACCAGGAAAAAUCAACAUAGAUCAACAUGGGAAUAUUGUCUAUGUUCAUAUAAGAGACAAAACCUGGGAAGUCCACGAGUACUUAAUUGGCCUUCAUGAGGAAUUGAAAUCUUGGCGGGAUGUUUAUUGGCGUCUUUGGGGGACAGUCAAUUGGUUGCCCUGCUCAAGAUGUAACCAAUCUUUCCUGUGUACUGAAUUCUCCCAUUGCCAAUACCAUUCGCAGCCAGUUCUUUAUCCAGGUGUAGCAAGUGCUCUGGGCUCAACUGGGGCAGGAAUAUAUCCCUGUUGUAACCAAAAAGUACUUCGAUUUGAUCCUACGACCCUCCCAAAGGGCUGCAAAGUGAGAGAUCACAUGGUUGAUUUACCUUCAGGAAAUGAAGAUGGGGAUGCUUUGCCAUCUCAGGCCACUAAAAUAUUGAAUGAUCUGCUCCAUCACAGGGAUGUUAUUGUUGUUCCUUUCACUAAGGAUGAGAAUAGUGAUUCUGGUAUUGGGCUCUGUGAUGAAAAAGGCAUUGAAUGUGAUGUGCUUGUAGAACCAAAUACGCCGUGGGGUCCCAAAACUGGAGAAAUCAAUGCUUUUCUUUCUCUGAAGAACUGGACUUUACAGCUGAAACAGCAGUCAUUGUUAUCUGAAGAAGAGGAGUAUACCACUGGCUCAGAGGUCACUGAGGAUGAAGUGGGGGAUGAAGAAGAAGUUUGCAGGAAACCAGCAGGGAGAAAGGAGAGAUUAAAGAAAUCCUACAAGCACCCAAAGAAAGUGGUUUCUUCACCUAGUGUUCAGAAAAAGGAGAAGCCAUCUGACAAGUCAAGUUCCCGAGAUGCGUCUCCAUUCAUUGUGAGUAUGCAGCAGAACAAAUGGGAUGCCUCCAGGUCACUAAGAUUCAACCAAGAUGCUCAAAGAGAAGAUGACCAGAGAAGAAUGUCUGAGAUUACCGGGCACUUAAUAAAAAUGAGACUGGGAGAUCUUGAUCGAGUCAAGUCAAAAGACAGCAAAGAAUAUGCAGGAGGCAUUUAUUCUAGACUUGAAGCUCAGAUAAAGGCCUCAGCGCAGGUCAGCGCACGACAAAACAAUGCUGAGAAGAAUGCCAGGUCAAAAUCCCGUUUUGGUCAAGGCCGUCCAACAUAAGGACUCCUGAAAAACUUUUAGCCAGAAUACAUUACUGCUUCCUGAAACUGUACUGCACUCUGACAUACAGAGAACGCACAUCUCUGAAAGCUUUCCAGUCACUUAUUUAUUACUUUAAGCCUUGUAAAUUAUUUUGUGUGAUAAAUGAAUGCAAAUCCAAUAAGGUCUGUACUUAUUUUAAUUGUAAAUAUACUCUUUCUUAACUUUAAAUUUAAUUGCUUUUUUCAGGCUAUUGUGUUAAGUUGCAUAGAAAAUAUUUUAUAAAUCUACGAAGUUAAAUUAUUAGACUAACUUUAUUUAUGGGGGAAGACAAAUAUGCCUUUUAGUAUGCUAGAAAUACUGAAAAGGGAAAAGCAAGACUACUGAAUUCUGAGUACAGUCAGCAGCAUUAACACAACUUGCCUAGAGUAUUUAUAUUGUGCAGUAUUUGAUGGUACAUUUUAGGUCAGUCCUCUGGGGAUUUGCAUUUAAAGUCUGUUGACAAUACCUGUGACUUAGACUAGUUUAAGCAAAAUUUUAAUGCAGUUCUGAGGCUUCCUUCUGUAUAUCACACAACUCCCAUUCAUGUGAAGGUGGGUAGCAGGUAGAGACUAGACCUCCAAAGACGAUGUAAAUGCCAUGAUGAUGCAGUAUUGCAUCUUGCACGUGAAAUGCUUGCUUUACUUGUAUGUGAAAUUAAUACUCAUUCCCAUUACGUAUCUGUCUCCUCUUGCACAAUGCUGUGUUUUGUUCCCUUCUAAUAUCCAGACCCUAGGAUGCAAGGCAGUUCUGUCUCUUAAUGAUGCUAAAUUCCAAGCAGAUAUGCUAUUAAUGCUGCAUCUUUGAACGGAGAUGUAUCAUGAGGAAGAUUUGUGCAUGUAGAUCUCUUGGGUCUAGUUACUUUCUGAAACCUGCCUGAAUAAUACUGUUUAGAAGUCAGAUGCACUUUGAAGUUCUGUAUUUGGAGCAAUAGAAUACAAGUUUGUCUACAUGUAAAAUCCAGGGCUACCAAAAUGAGAUAACUUGCCUAGAAAAUAUGUCACAUAUUAGCAAAGAAAAUGGCAAUAAUGGCAAUAAUAAUGGCUGAAUUCAAGUAAACACAUUCUGACUUUUUGAAACAGGUAGAAAGAGCGCUCAGGGAAAGCUUAUUCCAGGCCACGGCUGUACAAUAAAUUGUGAGUUUGGAAUUAAGUC